UAAGAAUGAGAUGGAUGAAGGUCCUCGAGGAACGGUUAGAUGUGGAAAUUGUAAACAAAGCGGCCAUAAUAGAGCCACGUGUGCGAAGAAAUCAUCAAGAGAUGGAGGGGGGUUGACUGGGCAUGGAGGUGUCAGCGGAUCCCGGGCCGAGUGAUCGUUUUGUCCUGACAUUGCAGGCCACACGCAUGAGUGAGGAUGUGUGGCGUGGCCUCGAUGUUCAGGUGGAUAGGUGCCGCGAGCACCUCCGUGGUUUGUCGCACGUGCAGGUGGACGACAGAGUACUUGCAUAUGUUCGUGCUGCGGGUUUUUAUUAUCUGCAUAGAUUGGAUGCUAUUGUCCCUCUCGAUAGAGCGCUACUCACUGCUCUUCUUGAGCAUUGGAGGCAGGAGACGCACAAAUUUCACCUCCCUGUUGGUGAGGUGCCAGUGACCUUGGGAGAUGUUGUUGUACUGACUAGGUUAGAGGUGGAUGGGAGAGCUGUUACUGGUACUGCUUGUCGACAGUGGGUUGAUGAGUGUGAGCAUUUGUUGGGUGUUUGCCCCCUUCUUCGGGCUGACCUUCAGGGGUCAUCUCUGAGAAUGUCAUGGUUGAGGGAGCAUUUCGUUGUUCUUCAUCUGGACGCUGAUGAGGUGAUGAUCAAGCAGCAUGCACGGGCUUAUAUUUUGAGGAUGAUGGGAGCUUCCAUUUUCGCUGACAAGAGCGGAAAUGAGAUUCAGGUGUUGUACUUGCCUAUGCUAGAGAUGUUUGAUGUAGCAGCACAGUUCAGUUGGAGUAGUGCCACGCUGGCUUAUCUUUAUAGACAUCUGUGUCGCGGCUGCCAGAGCGGGAGCACGGAGCUUGGAGGAUUUUUGCUUCUUCUCCAGAUUUGGUCAUGGGAGUACAUCCACAUUGGGCGUCCCAUUAGAGUGGCAUACCAUGGCAUUGAUGGACACCCACUGCCUGAUGAGCCUCCAUAUAUGCUGGGACCACAUCAUAUGGCUAUUUGUUGAUCUAUGUCGCACAUCAUCGGCUUCUGGGCUCGGUGUCUACAAGGAUGCAUUUGAUCGAAUGUCUGAGGAUCAGAUUACAUGGAUGCCUUAUACAGCUGAGAUGUUUGCAGAGUUGCCCCCCGCUGGACGAGAGCAUUCUCACAUAUGGCGAGCAUGUAUGAGCAUGUCAUUCCAGCACCUAUCGACACAUAUGUAGAGCUUCAUAGGCUGGAUAGGCGUGGGAAGCAUAGGGAGGAUUGGGCACUCAGACAUGUCCAAUACGUCACUAUGUGGGAGAGGCGAGCUGAGCUUGUUGUGGCUGGGACACCGACAUUAGUCCCAUCUGUUUCGGGAGACUACAUGGGAUGGUAUUACAACAUCACUCGUUUGUUUGUGUCUCCUUCGUUCAGACUCCUUACUCACCAUUAUCAGCCUAGCUCCUUGGCUUUGCAUUUGACGUUGAGUAUAUUACGAAUUACUAAAACACGAGCUUUGCAACAUAUACAUCAGCGGGUUACUACCACAGUGAGUGAUACGCAUGACGUGGACAUGUACGGACAGGCUCUGACGGGCAUUGCCUCCUUGUGUUCAUAUGUGUUGGGGCGAGUCGACUACGGCCAUCUUAUACAUAUGCCCCCAUCUCAGGAUAUGGCAUCGACAUCUAGUGCAGCGGCAGCUUCAUCAUCCCAGACUCAGCAUGAGAGAGUGGUUCUUCAACCACGACAACUGCGUAGGCGUAGGAAGCAACAACAAUAUGUCCAUGACCAAGACGAUCAAGAAGACCAUGAGAACUUCUAGUUUGUCUUUUGUAUUGGAGUUUUUCUUGUACACUGGAUGUUGUAGGAACAAUUCACUUUAUUUUACGUAUUUCCACCUGCAAACUUUUUAUGAUGUGUUGAUGUGUUCGGUUUUGAAUAUUAGAUGAAUGUACUGUGUUAUGAAUA
Cuscuta epithymum is the source of this 1912-nucleotide messenger RNA. NCBI's taxonomy places the organism in Eukaryota, Viridiplantae, Streptophyta, Magnoliopsida, Solanales, Convolvulaceae. The record is from the annotation of a GenBank genome assembly.